CAGCCAGGAAUACAGAUGGCACAGAGAAAACACGUGUGUAUCGAGUGUGAGAAAAGCUUCUGUAGUAGCUCGUCGCUCCUUAGACACCGGAGAACCCACACAGGAGAGAGACCCUAUGGGUGUCCUGACUGCGGGAAAGGCUUCAUCUCCAACUCAAGCCUCAUUAGCCAUCGGAGAAUGCACACGGGGGAGAGACCCUAUAAAUGUCCUGACUGUGAGAAAGCCUUUAUUGCGAACAAGUCCCUCAAUAAGCAUCGCAAAAUCCACAGCGGGGAGAGACCCUACCAAUGCCCUGACACUCAUGUAUGCCCCAACUGCGGAAGAAGCUUCAGAGACAGCAGGACCCUCAUUAGACAUCAGAGAAUCCAUACGGGAGAGAAGCCCUAUAAAUGUUUUGAGUGUGGGAAAUGCUUCCGGGCCAGCUCAACUCUCACUAUCCAUCGGAGACUCCACACAGGAGAGAAACCUUACAAAUGCCCCGAGUGUGGGAAAAGCUUCAGAUCCAGCACAGACCGCGACAUCUGGCUGGGCUCCAUGACUUUCUUGGAUCCAUUUCCUGCUUUCCCACAGGGUCUCAUGAACAUGUUCCCCAUCCGUGAGGAUCAGAUGUCCUCCCUGCAGAGAAAGGGGCUGGGUGUGAUGUUAUGGGAUGCUCUCUUGUGGGAAACGCUGAAUGGAGACCUAGCCCGUCCUGAUCUCACCCGUUUCCUUCUGAUGAGCAGAAUCCCCAAACCGGACUCCAUCUGCCACAUGGACCAAGAGGAAGAGCCCUGUGUCCUGGACUCUGAGGAUUCUUCAGAAAAGGAGACCCCGAGAGGCCCUCAGGCAGCAGGUGAUGAGACAGUGACUGAGAACGAGGAGGAGAAUCCUCAGCAGGAAGAUCCUGAGCAAGUGGAACCACAGCAGACAAUAUCAGGAAGAGAUGAAGGUGGUGUUUCCAUGAGUCCUGAGCUGGGAGAAGCCCGGGAGAAUCACCCUUAUAAAUGCCCUGACUGUGGGAAAAGCUUCCGAUGGAGCUGCCGCUUCACUGAACAUCAGAGAAUCCAUACAGGGGAGAAAACCUCUAUCUGUGCUGACUGCGGGGAGAGCUUCAGUCGUUACUCAAACUUCACGAGGCACCGCAGGAUCCAUACUGGAGAGAAACCCUACAGCUGUCCCGAUUGUGGGAAAAACUUCGGUCGCACUUCUGACCUCAUUAUACACCAGAGAUUGCAUACGGGAGAGAGACCCUACAAAUGCCCUCAGUGUGGGAAAAGCUUCAGCCGCAGCUCGUACCUCAUUCCUCACCAGAGGACACACACAGGAGAGAGGCCCUAUAAAUGCUCCAACUGUGGGAAGAGCUUCAACCUGAGCUCAAACCUUAUCAGGCAUCAGAGGAUCCACACGGGAGAAAAACCCUAUAGAUGCCCCGACUGUGGGAAAAGCUUCUAUCUGAGCUUACACCUCAUUAGGCACCAAAGAGUCCAUAUUGAAAGAAAAUCCUAUGACUGCCCUGACUGCGGGAAAAAGUUCAUUCGGAGCUCAGCCCUGAUUACACACCACAGACUCCACACGGGAGAGAGACCCUAUAAAUGCGCCAACUGUGGGAAAAGCUUUGGCAUGAGCUCAGACCUGAUCAGACACCAGAGAUCCCACACGGGCGAGAGACCCUACAGAUGUGGUGAAUGUGGGAAAAGCUUCAGCGUGAGCUCCAAGCUCAUCAGACAUCAGGGGACACAUGUGACAGAGAAACCUUUCCGUUGUCCCGAAUGUGGGGAAGGCUUCGUCACCAGCUCCAAACUCGUUAAACAUCAGAAACACCACCUGGAACAGAAACCCUACAAAUGUGGGGACUGCUGGAAAAGCUAUAGCCACAGUUCUGAACUCCUCAGGCAUCAGCGAGCCCACACUGGAGAGAGACCUUAUAAGUGCCUCGACUGUGGGAAAGGGUUUAGUCGGAGUUCACACCUUAUCAGGCAUCAGAAAAUCCACAGGACAUAGGCACGGGUCCUGGUCCUUCCUCUAGGGCUUUUCAAACAAAUUUAGUUAUAAAUAAUUGGUGGUGUGGAGAUUCAUGUGUGGGAGAGGCACAGGCAAGGGUGAAGGGGAAAUGCGGAGGAAGAAAAAGAAGUUUGGGGGCUGGUGAGUCAGUUGUUUGGGGUUUGUGGGGAGGGAACUGGGAUUUUUUUUUUGUUUGUUUCAAAAUUUCUUAAAUUUCCCAUGCUCAUUCCACACCCUUUUUCUCUGGCCUGGCAGGAUGUGGAACAUCAGGUGAGAUGGGACUUGAAUUAUAUAAUUCACUAGGGCCAGAGACUAGAUUUUCUUGACUAGGGAAACUGAGGAGCUGCACUGACGCCACACCUAAAGGAAGUGCCAGUCUGAUGCUAUAUGGAGAGGAUGUGAGAUGUGAUACCAUUCCUACUGUCACCCGUGUUUCCAGCGCCAGAGUAUGAGAGACAGCAAAUCUGUAAUUGGAGAGCGGGAAAUACCACAGACUGGCAUAUGAUUUACCCGUGGCUCUCACUGCUGCAAGAGCAGGCAGAUCUGUAGUGUAUCCUUACAGCACUAUAGCACAGGCUGGAAAUCUGCAUUGUAACAUCCAGUGGAGCUGGACAAUUCAUGUCCAGGCUCCGGAUUUAACCUGGUACAUAUAUAAAAAUGUGUACACAUGUAUGUAUAUUAUUUCCCAGGUGAAACCUGCAUCAGUGCAAGCUAAUAGCUUCUCAGUGAGUGGCAUCUGUGUCACACAGAGUACAUCCCUAGUUUAAACAUUAGAGUCCCCUUUUGACGCCAGAUGACUUGUCUUGGGGUACCGAGUUUCACCCAAGGUACCUAGAACCCAAUGACAUAGAAUCAGUGAAUGAUAGUGAGAGCACUGAGACUGGAGAACUCGCUUCACCAGCGUGGCGGAAGGCUCCGUGCACCCGCCCACUCCACCCCAGUGGACAGCCCAAGCAAAAGGCUGUCAUUAUUUUGAACUUUUUGAGUGGCCUUUUCCUUCCCUCCUAUCCUCCUCCCAAACCCCACCU
Molecule: messenger RNA, 3008 nt
Organism: Mauremys mutica (yellowpond turtle)
Lineage: Eukaryota; Metazoa; Chordata; Testudines; Geoemydidae
Product: zinc finger protein 436-like
Exons: 5
Coding region: 16-1980 (654 amino acids)
Biological process (GO): central nervous system development; regulation of transcription by RNA polymerase II
Cellular component (GO): nucleus
Molecular function (GO): DNA-binding transcription factor activity, RNA polymerase II-specific; RNA polymerase II cis-regulatory region sequence-specific DNA binding
Source: RefSeq, a predicted model, not a curated record